This is a messenger RNA of Pseudophryne corroboree (corroboree frog), 828 nucleotides long. RefSeq lists its product as uncharacterized. NCBI's taxonomy places the organism in Eukaryota, Metazoa, Chordata, Amphibia, Anura, Myobatrachidae. The transcript has 6 exons. The coding region runs from base 1 to 828 and encodes 275 amino acids. The record is from RefSeq and is a predicted model, not a curated record.
AUGGCUACAGCAAGUGACUUGCCAUUAAUUGAGCAGCCAUUUUUAUUUUUGGAAUUAUCUGCAGCAAGUGACUUGCCAUUUAUUGAGCAGCUGAUUGCUCAUACAAAAAGUGGACUACCACAACGGCAAGCUGCUGCAGGGAGGCAAGAUCAGGCCCCUUCUCAGCCCCCCUCCCCUUCUCAGUCCCCCUCCCCUUCCCAGUCCCCCUCCCCUUCCCAGUCCCCCUCAGCUUCCCAGUCCACCUCAGCUUCCCAGUCCCCCUCAGCUUCCCAGUCCCCCUCCCCUUCCCAGUCCCCUUCUCAGCCCACCUCUCCUUCUCCUUCUGUGCCCCCUUCUCCUCCUUCCCAGUCCCCUUCUCCUUCUCCUUCUGUGCCCCCUUCUCCUCCUUCCCAGUCCCCUUCUCCUUCUCCUUCCAACUCCCCUUCUCAGCCCCCCUCACCCUCUAUUGGCCAAACACUCUCUCCGCCCCCCUCGCCCUCUCAAUCAAACCCACCCUCUGAAAUAACAUCCCCAAUCCCUCCUCCUUCCCCCAUCCAGCCUCCUUCCCCCAUCCCUCCUCCUUCCCCCAUCCCUCCUCCUUCCCCAAUCCCUCCUCCUUCCCCCAUCCAGCCUCCUUCCCCCAUCCAGCCUCCUUCCCCCAUCCAGCCGCCUUCCCCACCCAGUGAAUGGGCAGAAGAAGCCCCUGAAGGAAUUAGUGGGGUUCAUCAUGUUGCAGAGGAAAAUGCUGCAGUUGGAGAUCCCACCAGUUUGCCUGCACUUUUAUUACGCCUAAAAGCCAAUUUAAGGGCUGUAAUUGCCGACAUAGAGGCAAUCGAAAAUUUGUUAUAA